Triticum dicoccoides is the source of this 1607-nucleotide messenger RNA. RefSeq names its product UDP-glucosyltransferase UGT13248-like. Bases 78 to 1457 code for a protein of 459 amino acids. The transcript is spliced from 3 exons. Lineage: Eukaryota; Viridiplantae; Streptophyta; Magnoliopsida; Poales; Poaceae. Gene Ontology annotation, molecular function: quercetin 7-O-glucosyltransferase activity; quercetin 3-O-glucosyltransferase activity. The record is from RefSeq and is a predicted model, not a curated record.
UCCUCCCCACACGAACUCUCGCAUAAGCCAAGAAACGUUCUCCCCGGAGCUCGCUGGUUACCAACACGCCCGUAGCCAUGGUGCACGCCGACGAAACCACACACAUCCUCCUCGUACCGUACCCGGCCCAGGGCCACCUCAACCCGAUCCUCCAGUUCGGCAAGCGGCUCGCCGGCCACGGCGGCGUCCGGUGCACCGUCGCGGCGACCCGGUUCGUCGUCGGCUCCACCAAGCCGUCCCCGGGCUCGGUGCACGUCGCCGUAUUCUCCGACGGCUGCGACACCGGGGGGGCCGCUGAGCUGGGCGGGCACAAGGGCCCCUACUUCGAGCAGCUGGAGGCGGCCGGGUCCGAGGCGCUGGACGAGCUCCUCCGGUCCGAGGCGGCGAGUGGCCGCCCAGUGCGCGUGGUGGUGUACGACACGUUCAUGCCGUGGGUGGCGCCCCUGGCGCGGCGGCACGGGGCGGCGUGCGCGGCGGUGCUCACCCAGACGUGCGCCGUGGACAUCGUGUACACGCACGCGCGGGCCGGGCGCGUGCCGGUGCCGGUGCGCAAGGGGGACUCCCCACUCGACCUCCCUGGGCUGUCGUCCCGGCUCGGCGCCGGCGACGUGCCGACGUUCCUGACCGAUAGCGACGCGCACCACCCGUCCCUCCGCGAUCUGCUGAUGAACCAGUUCACCGGGCUCGACGCCGUGGAUCACGUGUUCGUCAAUUCUUUCUUCGACUUGGAGCCUCAGGAAGCGGAGUACCUGGCGUCGACGCUGGGGGCCAGGACGAUCGGGCCGACGGUGCCGUCGGCGUACCUGGACAACCGCCUGCCCGACGACGCGUCCUACGGCUUCCACCUGCACACCCCGAUGACGGCCGUGACCAAGGCGUGGCUGGACGCGCGCCCGCCCCGCUCCGCCGUGUACGCCUCCUUCGGCAGCAUCGUGGCGCCGGGGCCAGACCAGAUGGCCGAGGUCGCCGAGGGCCUCCGCAACGCCGGCAGCCCAUUCCUGUGGGUGGUGCGCGCCACAGAGACCGCCAAGCUGCCCGAGGGCUUCGCGGCGAGGGCGGCGGCGCGGGGGGACCUGAUCGUGCCGUGGUGCCCGCAGCUGGAGGUGCUGGCGCACGGCGCCGUGGGGUGCUUCGUGACGCACUGCGGGUGGAACUCCACCGUGGAGGCGCUGAGCGCCGGCGUGCCAAUGGUGGCCGUGCCGCAGUGGUCGGACCAGCCGACCAACGCCAAGUACAUCGAGGACGUGUGGCGCGUCGGCGUGCGCGCGCGGCCGGACGCCGGCGGGCUGGUGAGGAAGCGGGAGGUGGAGAGGUGCGUCAAGGACGUGAUGGGCGGCAAGGAGUACCGGAGGAGGGCGUCGGAGUGGAGGGAGAAGGCCAAGGCGGCCGUGAGCGAGGGGGGCAGCUCCGACCGCAACAUCGCCGACUUCCUAUCGAAAUAUCGCGUGGCAAAAUGACGUCGAGAGCUCGGGGCCGCUGCGGUCGGUGUCCGUGUGGUGAAGGAGGACGCAAAAGUGGAGCUGCAACGGGGCGCAAAGCUGGAUCGAGUCGCCAGUGAUCUAUUUCAGUCAAGACGAGGAUGGGCGACUUGGGUGCCAAGACUGGAG